Molecule: messenger RNA, 137 nt
Organism: Scutellospora calospora
Lineage: Eukaryota; Fungi; Glomeromycota; Glomeromycetes; Diversisporales; Gigasporaceae
Source: the annotation of a GenBank genome assembly
AUGAUGAGCUCGCCUCUACUAUAUUACCAACUUCGACUUAUAAAGAUAACAGAGAAGUAGUUAAUGCUGAAGCAAUAGAUAACGGCAAAGAUAUAGAAGUUAGUAUUAUGAAUAUAGAAGAAGCAGUUAUACAUAGA